UGUUUCCCCGGGCAGCUCUACAGACAUGGAUGUGCUCCAGAAGGUAGAAAAGAUCGGAGAGGGGACCUACGGGGUAGUCUAUAAGGCCAAGAACAAAGUGACUGGGCAGCUCGUGGCCCUCAAGAAGAUCAGGCUGGAUCUGGAAACCGAGGGGGUACCCAGCACUGCCAUCAGGGAGAUUACCUUGCUGAAAGAACUGAAGCACCCCAAUAUCAUCAAACUGCUGGAUGUGAUCCACAGAGAGAAGAAACUGUAUAUGGUGUUUGAGUUCCUCACUCAGGACCUGAAGAAGCACAUGGACUCCUCCCCCACCUCAGAGCUCCCUCCGCAUGUAGUAAAGAGCUACCUCUCCCAGCUGCUGCAAGGGGUGAGCUUCUGCCACUCCCACCGGGUCAUUCACCGAGACCUGAAGCCUCAGAACCUGCUCAUCAAUGAGUUUGGGGCCAUCAAACUGGCUGACUUUGGACUGGCUCGGGCCUUUGGGAUUCCCCUGCGCACCUAUACUCAUGAGGUGGUGACACUGUGGUACCGUGCCCCUGAGAUCCUCUUGGGCAGCAAGUUUUAUUCAACAGCUGUGGAUAUCUGGAGCAUUGGUUGCAUCUUUGCAGAGAUGGUGACCGGCAAACCUCUGUUCCCUGGCGAUUCAGAGAUCGACCAGCUCUUUCGGAUCUUUCGCACCCUGGGGACCCCCAGUGAAGCCAUGUGGCCUGGAGUCUCCCAGCUGCCUGACUAUCAGAGGAGCUUCCCCAAAUGGAACAGGAAGGGGCUGGAGGGAAUCGUGCCCAGCCUGGGACCAGAAGGCAAGGACCUGCUCCUGCAACUCCUGCAGUAUGACCCCAGCCAGCGGAUCUCAGCCAAGACUGCCCUGGCCCAUCCCUACUUCUCUACUGAGCACUCCCUAGCUCCCCAACAGUGCACGGUGGAGCAUUUCUACCACUGAGAACAUGUAUGUGGCGCCCACCACCUCACACCCUGCCGGCUGCC
Messenger RNA from Grammomys surdaster, 984 nucleotides. It is a transcript of the gene Cdk3, whose product is annotated as cyclin dependent kinase 3. The record is from RefSeq and is a predicted model, not a curated record. Bases 26 to 940 code for a protein of 304 amino acids. Gene Ontology annotation, molecular function: ATP binding; cyclin-dependent protein serine/threonine kinase activity; cyclin binding. Gene Ontology annotation, biological process: regulation of gene expression; G1/S transition of mitotic cell cycle; signal transduction. NCBI's taxonomy places the organism in Eukaryota, Metazoa, Chordata, Mammalia, Rodentia, Muridae. Gene Ontology annotation, cellular component: cytoplasm; cyclin-dependent protein kinase holoenzyme complex; nucleus. The transcript has 7 exons.